UGUGUCUAAGCAGCAUGCAGUGAUCCCCAGUCAGGUGUUUGAGUUAGAGGAUGGCAGCAGCAGCUAUAAGGACUUUGCCAUGACCAGGAACAACCGCUUCAGCAGCGCUGGACAGGCCUCCAAAAAUAUCAUCCAGCCUCCAUCUGCAGUGCUUCACUACUACAACGUUCCUCCAUGCAUAUCACAGGACCACUUACUGAGGCUGUGCACGGAGCAUGACGUGCCUGGUUUCGUCAAAUUCAAGAUGUUUGAUGCCAAACCCUCCUCUAAGACCAUCUCUGGCUUGUUGGAGUUCGACAGUAAGACGGAGGCUGUGGAGGUUCUUACUGUUCUCAACCACUACCAGAUCAGGAUACCCAAUGGGUCCAACCCAUACACCCUGAAACUGUGUUUCUCCACCUCGUCUCAUCUAUAAAAAGCUGCAGAGCACAAGAAGAGGCUGCUGAGCCUGAUGAUGGCUGACCUCUGACCUGAGAGAGGGAGAGGGACCACGAGAGGCGGACAAGUGGACGAGAGAUAAACAGAAAGAAAUGUGAGAGAAGAAAAGAAUGCGAGAGAGAUGGCUUUUAACGGAGAGAAAGAAGAAGAAAGAAACGUGUUAAGGAGAGAGAAGACACUGUCGCUGUCUCCAAACAUCAGAGGCACACCCGUCAUCCCACCAUCCAAUCAACUCAACAAGCUGACAGACAAGUGACAAGUCUGAAAUACUCCAAUAAUGUGCUAUUUUGUCAUGUGAGACUUCUGGAGGACACUGCUCCAGUGUUUGUCCCAGAACUCUUAAACUUGUCUUUGAUUGUGGACCUAGACUGACAGGCUGACUGACUGACAGACAGACAGACAGACAGACUGACAGGCUGACAGACGGACGACCGACUGACUAACGGGAAGGCAGGCAGACAGACGGAAUGACAGACAGACUGACAGACGGAAUGACAGACAGACUGACUGACGGACAGACUGACUGACUUACAGGAAGGCAGGCAGGCAGACUGACUGACUGACAGACAGACGACCGACUGACUUACAGGAAGGCAGGCAGACAGACAGACAGACCAGGGACCCACUCUGAACUGUAAUUCCAUGUCAGUCAGACAUCUCUAAAAUCAUAUCAUACUUACUGAAAUGAUAUUUUGAUGUUUAAAAAAUGGAAAAAUACUGUGUUGUUUUGAAUUGCCAUUGAACAUAGACUGUAAACGUGGAUACCAUUUUUAAACAAGUUCUCAUUUAGGGUUCAUUAUUGCAAUGUGAAAUGUAGAGGUGUCCCUCUACUGUUCGGUCAAGAACUUUGGCUCAGAUUGAGAUGUCUCAACUACUGACCCGUUGUUAAGUUCGCUGUGGACAUUCAUGGGCCCUACAUAAAGAUGCUUAAUGGUUUUGGUGACCCUCUGACCUGACUUUCUUCCCUACAGGCAGCAUAAGACAGACUUUGAUCUCUGACGUGGUAUCUGGAAAGCUAACAGCAGGAUUUCCAUGACAUGUUCCCAAAGAGACGAACGUUUUGAUUUGAAUGCUUCAGUGACAUCUUCUCUAGCACCACCCUCAGGACAAAUGUUAGACUUUCAGCCACACUGCUGCUGAGGCUCUGAGAAUGACAACGUUAUUAUUGUGUUUUUGUCCUGUCAUUCAAAUUGUGAGGUGCAAUAGAAGGUUUUAAGACUGAGGCUUCUAGUUUAGCGACAGAGGCACUACAUGUUAUUGGCAGCACAAAAGAGAGUGAUGUGAGGUCACAGUUAAUGCACUGAGAUGGUGGAGCUAAUUGAGAACAGUGAGCCGUCCAAGCACUAGCUAUAUAAACUACUCACACCAUGAACAUUUAUCUCAGCUUUACAUAAUGCUUUUUCAGAUAUGUAAGUUAGUUUCAUCAGCCUCUAAACAAAAAAGGACAUAUCUGAGUAUUUCAUCAUUACAUCUUCCUUUCAUUGUCUGAAAUAAUCGAACGCUGGAGCACACAAAGAAAAGUGCGGUGUAUCUGAAAGGGUUUCCUGACUUUACUGUGACCUUAAAGGGUAAUGUCUAUAUAUUUCAUUCUGGACCCUGUUUUCCCAUGUUUUGCCGCUAUGUCUAUGUGACUAAUUUGUGGUUAGAACUUUAAUUUGCCCAAUGAAUUCAGACUUUGUUGCUAAGUAGCUUUAUACAUACAUGGAAUUUUCUUUGUGGCUUUGUGCAUUACAAUAAACAUAAAAUAUAAAAAUAUGAAAUUGACACUGUAUAAAACGUUUUAACAGAAUAGUACUAAUGAAUAUGUGCAAGAACAUGUGCAAUAUGGCAGAUUGUGUCCAGAGUAUUUAUGUCAGAUUUACGAUGAACGUUAAAACAUUGUUUUCAGGAUAUUUUUAACACACCAAAGCAUGGCACAUAUGGCACUUCUGUUACUGCCUGCGAGUGAAAACACCAAGCUGCAGCGACUGUGCCAGGUUACUGCCAUUAGACAAGUGUCUCGAUUUUGAAGAAGGGACAUAAAUGAUUUGGUGGACUGGAGUAGAAUUACAACUGUGUAAAAAACAAACUGUUCAUAUUCUCAAUAUAUUCAUUGUGAGGUACUGGGAGUUUCCUCCACACUGCCCUGCUCUUUGUGUUGUACAUGCUAGAUGUUGUUUUCACUAAAUAUAACAGGGUUUUAGUUCUUAGGGCCUCUGUUGGCUACUUUCCGUCUGUACGUCACUUCCUUUUGUCUCUGGUCCUUUUGCUGCAUCACUUGCUGUUUGAAUGGAAAUGAAUCAUUUGCUGACAACAAUUAGGUUAAUGUCACAUUAGAGCUGUUGUUAUCUACUGUUUUGAUACUGCUGGUGGACAUGUGUUUGGCAGUACGGUGUCUUCAGCUUGUUUUCCUAACCCAGUAUUGAUCUUAAUAUGUGUUGAGCCAAAAAAUAUUAGAGAAGUAAUGGGCUUGAGACCAGAGUUCUGCCUGCAUGUUAACAGUCAGUGUUUGCUACAUGCUUUGACUAGAGAUGCUGGACCUAGUGCAUCAACCUGUCAGUAUUCAAGUCUGAUACUUUAAGAGAAGUACUCUUGGUAUCAGUACUUCUACUAUGUGAUGUAUUUCCUCUGGAAACAGUUGGGGGACACACUAACGGUUGAUUAAUGUGGGUAAACCAACAGCAAAUAUUUGACAGGAUGAGCAGAAGAGCAGGAUUGUUGAAAAACUGGUGAUGACUUUAUUUGUUGGCCUCAAUACACCCACUAGUGCAGCAUGAAGUUACAACUGAAAACUCACCGUUUUCUACCAAGUGGCAGUUUUUCACGCGCCCAUUUAAUGGAAUCUAUAAUAGUUUUGGCCAUCAUUCCUGUCAGGAAACAUGGUGACAGUUUGCUUACUUGCUGUGCUCAGUACACAGAAUGGUGCAACCUAACACAAGUCCAGUUUAACUUUUCAAAAUGCACAACAGCUAUAUUACACACAGUGCACAACUACUGUAAGACCAGCGUGUCAAAGUAGAACCAGGAAGCAGCCGUCCAGUUUGGGCAUUGAUUUUAAUGGCCGCCUUCCUUAACAAUAGGCCAAUCUUACCUUCAGACUCAGUAUCAAUUCUGUCUUUGUCAUACCUUAAUAUCAGGCUCUUGUUUGUGCAGAAAAUGUUCAUGCUCAUUUCAUACCUUUUUUGCACUGCACAUGGAGAACUACUGGAAUUACAUAAUAUUAAAGGAUAUUUUGCUUUGUCGUUUUAAACAGCAUAGUCAUUUUUUUCUUGCAAUAUUUUAUUUUUAUAAUAAUACUAAUAAGAUUUCUUUGUGGAUUAUGCCUAAAUUAUGUGACUAAAUAGGCUACCUAAAAUCUGGAAGAUGCAUAGGCUCCAUAUGAAGGCAGAGAGUGCAUGACUGGACACACUGGGCUUCUUAGAGGCCAGUUUUUUGGUGAGGCACAGUAACAAAACGCAUUGUCUCUGUUAGAUCAUGUGUCUUAUAAAGGACAUGCAGAUUUUCCUGCUCCCAGCCUUCCUUACAGUACGCUGGGAUCCAUCACACUUGUUAAUCAAGGCAUGCUUUUUGUACAUAAUAUGUAAAUAAGGAAAAGGUGUGAAAAGUUUCAACAGAUGAAUCCCACUUAGUCUGCUGUUAGAUGAUUGCUCAUUUAGAUGUUGUUUGUAUGUCUCUUACAGCACUUGGAUCUUACUGUAUUUGUAAGGAGGUUUUAUUUAUUCUUUUUUAAGUUUUUAAGCCUUUAAGCGGAUUUGAUAAAUGAGGGCUCUUGUUCCUGAGUUUUUAGGGGAUUGAAAGUAUGAGACAGAUCUCAUGAUUUUUAGGCUGUAUAGGUUUAAUGUUGUUAAUAGUCAGUAAUCACCAAUGAAACACUUAGAAAAACACAAUUAAAAUGUUCCAUUCAUUUAAGAAUUUCUGUGAUUGUAACUUACAUGUACAUGUUCAAAUUGAAUAAAUCCAGGUUUGUAGCUGUAAGGUCAGCUACACACUGCUCAACUCA
This is a messenger RNA of Micropterus dolomieu (smallmouth bass), 4417 nucleotides long. Its product is annotated as heterogeneous nuclear ribonucleoprotein L-like. Lineage: Eukaryota; Metazoa; Chordata; Actinopteri; Centrarchiformes; Centrarchidae. Gene Ontology annotation, biological process: regulation of RNA splicing. Gene Ontology annotation, cellular component: nucleus. The record is from RefSeq and is a predicted model, not a curated record. Gene Ontology annotation, molecular function: mRNA binding.